Messenger RNA from Amphimedon queenslandica, 1781 nucleotides. RefSeq names its product protein FAM35A-like. The transcript has 18 exons. Bases 53 to 1723 code for a protein of 556 amino acids. Gene Ontology annotation, cellular component: site of double-strand break; nucleus. Gene Ontology annotation, biological process: regulation of double-strand break repair via homologous recombination. NCBI's taxonomy places the organism in Eukaryota, Metazoa, Porifera, Demospongiae, Haplosclerida, Niphatidae. The record is from RefSeq and is a predicted model, not a curated record.
UUUUUGACGCUCAAAAUUAAUUAGUAGGAGUGGCUUGGCCACGUGCUACAUCAUGGCUUCUUCAAGCUCCCCUCCUGCUAAAAAACUCAAUUUAGAGGAGGCAGGGACUGUACUUUCAAAAGAUAACAACAUCAUUACACUCAAAAAAGAUUUCUUGAAAGAACUUGACGAAGAAGACACACAAAUAGAAUCCUCUCUUCCUAGUUACCUAUCAACUAUCUAUGGUUUUCAUUCUUCAUACGACACCGCUAACUCUCCACUUUUAUUUAAUUCUCCGCCUUGUAUCUCUCAAACAGUUGCUAAGCAACCUGAAUAUGCCCCGCCCCCUGGCUGCCAGUCGUUAGUUGAUUGUAGCGUGAUUGGUCAACUUGUGUCUGUUUUGGCAAUCAUCACUCAAGUUAAUCCACUCAGAGAAAUAAAUAUGAAAAACAGCGAGAAAGUUGCCAUUGCGUCAGUCCUUCUCUCAGACCCAACCCUCUUUCACUUUAAACUAACUCUUUGGAGGGAAGCAGCCCAGUGGGCAGAGAGACUUACACCUGGUGAUAUCAUUUUGCUUUCAAACAUGCGUGUGAAGGAAUGGCAAGGGGAGAAGGUUGGACACACUGUACUGCUCACUAGACUACUUAAUAUUCACCAGUGUAAGAGGAUACCUUUAAAAAUUAGAGAUAAAAUCCCACAGUCUAUUUAUUCAAAUUUUUAUUCCUGGGCUAUAAGAGAUCAUUUCUUUUUAUUUGAAAAACAAAAUAAAGCAGAAAAAUGCAAAAUAGAUUUUAAAAGAUCAGAUGAAUUAUUUUCAGAAUCGCUCAUUCACUUUCGAGGUAAACUGUUAAAGAUUAUAUCAAAUAAAAAAGCUAAUUUAUUUUCAUAUACAGUGUUAUUAAUGUCUGACUCUCCUACAUCAUCUGUAUUAAUAAAUAUUAUUGGUCACCAGUCUCAGUUAUGGUUCAACAGAUUAAUUAAAGGGGUGGGGCUAGUCUGGGACGCUACCUACCUCAUAGUUCUUCCCGAAGGAAGUCAGGCCGGGUAUACUGUGUUACAGUCAACAAGCAGGUCUUGUUUUAAAUACUCUGACCAAUCAAAAGCACAAGAAGUUUUAAAAAUAGUAACGUCUAAUCCAGUUUCUGCUGAUACAAGGUUUGUUAGUGUAUCUCAAUUGAAUGAGGUGCGGUCCUCAGGGAUGUAUCAUGUGAAGGCGAGGGCAACUUCAAUGAGGUUUAUAAUGGAAUCAGGUAAUGAUGGUUUUGAUUUGUGUAGCAUAAAGGGAAAGACUGACAAUAAUGAGAUUGAUUAUCAUCAGUUGCUCCAUUUGUUGGAGGCUUGCCUUUAUAUUGGCUGUGGUAUAUGCAGUAGGGCUUCUAUACAGGACGCUAAUGGUGUAUACUGCUUGUGUACUCAGUGCUCAGGGAAGUCUAUUGAUGUAGUAUCAUGUAUUGGAUACUUCAGACCACUGUUAGUGACUUUGGGUACAGAAUCUUCCUCUCAUAUUGCUACUGCACCAUCUACUAUAGUUAACCAGUUACUGGCUGAUGUAUGUUCACCAGAUUCUAUUAAGAAUCUUAAUUCAUUACCAAAUGAAAAGGUGGUCUCAGUUGGUGUUGCUUUAUGUAGGCGUAUAUUGGAACUGAUGGCAGAGAGAGAUUGGGUUAUAUGUAUAGAUGCACUAUGUGAUACUAAUAGUUUCAUACUAUCAAUCAAGAGUACAGUACUGACUGUUAACCUUUGAUUAGACAUAAGCUUAUUUCUUGAAAUGGAUUUGUUUUGUCAGAGGUGUAUCAGUGUAA